Messenger RNA from Anopheles marshallii, 5190 nucleotides. RefSeq names its product DNA-directed RNA polymerase I subunit RPA1 (gene RpI1). Gene Ontology annotation, cellular component: RNA polymerase I complex. The coding region runs from base 1 to 5190 and encodes 1729 amino acids. The transcript has 7 exons. The record is from RefSeq and is a predicted model, not a curated record. Gene Ontology annotation, biological process: DNA-templated transcription. NCBI's taxonomy places the organism in Eukaryota, Metazoa, Arthropoda, Insecta, Diptera, Culicidae. Gene Ontology annotation, molecular function: DNA-directed RNA polymerase activity; DNA binding.
AUGACGAUCGUUAACCUCGAUCCAACGAAUUUAGAGUUUUCCGUGUUCACGACGGAAGAUAUACGAAAAAUCAGCGUGAUGAAGGUGACACAGGCACGCUCGUUCGAUGACAUGGGCAACGCGACCAUUGGGGGGCUUUAUGAUCCCGCCCUAGGCCCAUGCGGGUUUGGCGAAAUCUGUACCACUUGUGCUCGCGAUAUUAACAUGUGCGAAGGACACUUUGGCCACAUCGAACUCGACCUGAUCGUGUACAAUCCGUUCUUCCAACGUACGGUAGUCAACAUACUCAGCAUCAGUUGCAUGUCGUGUGCACGCUUGCAGAUGACUGAUGGAGUAAAAUCGUUACUUGAGCUACAGCUACGUCUAGCCGAUGCGGGCUACAUCGUCGAAGCGGAAGAGAUCGACGUGUACAAGACGAAACUGCAAGCCAACGUGAAUGAACCAAUCCCGGAGGCGGUAACUUACUACGAGGAUUUAUUGCGAAAGGAACCUUACAACAAGCUGGGCGAUACGAAGCUGUCCAGCACCAUCCGGGCGGCAAUAGUGAGCUGCUCACUUACACGGGAAUCAAAAAAAUGCAAACACUGCCUCAAGUCCUUGCAAAACGUAACAACAACGGACAAAAAGAUUAUGAUGCGAUGGACGCAGUCGGACAAAAAAGCGUUCUAUACGAACAAGGGAAUCGAUGAUCCCACCGAUCAGCAAAUAAAAGGAUCCGCUACAGUUGUGCUUGCGCACGAUAGUCUGCAGUUUCUGCGGAAGUUGUACGCGAAUGAUGGUUCACUACUAAAGCUACUGUUUCCGGUGCUGUGCAAGAAAAAAGACGAUCCAACCGAUAUUUUCUUCAUGGAAGUUGUACCCGUGACUCCGACGAAAACGCGCCCCGUUCGACGUACGAAUCAAACUUCCGGACGUAUCAUGAUGUUGGAACACGCGCAAACAGUGCAGCUGCGAAACAUUCUGCUUGCGAACUCUACCGUGCGUGCCGUGCUGAUUGCUGGCGAAGGAAAUAUUCCACCGAACAUGUCGGAAACGGUGUUCAAUCAAAUGAAAUCCGUUUGCCAGUACUCCAAGGGCGAUACGUUGCAGGAGAAAAUUUACAACGCCUGGCUGCAGCUGCAGACGAAUGUCGACCAGCUGCUGGAUGUGGAGAAACUUACUGUCGGAAGCAAGCAGGCAAUUACGUUCGGUUUGAAGCAGCUGAUUGAGAAGAAGAGCGGGCUAAUACGCAUGAACAUGAUGGGCAAGCGGGUGAACCAUGCGGCCCGUACUGUAAUCACACCCGAUCCGUACAUCGGUAUAGAGGAGAUCGGCAUACCGACCCGUUUCGCGAAGAAGCUUAGCUAUCCCGUUCCCGUCACACCCUGGAACGUGACCGAGCUGCGCCGCUUGGUAUUGAAUGGGCCGGACGUUUACCCGGGCGCAAACAUGAUCGAAGAUGCAAACGGUCGGGUAAGCAAAAUAUCGGCCACCAACGUGACGCAGCGGGAAUCGAUCGCCAAAACGCUGCUUACACCGCAUGAAACUGGUGGCAAUUUGGCAGCAGCCGAUUCGAUCAAAAUCGUCCAUCGGCAUCUGCAGAACGGGGACGUGAUGUUACUCAACCGGCAGCCUACACUGCAUCGACCGAGUAUAAUGGCGCACCGGGCAAAGAUCCUCGGUGGGGAGAAAAUUUUCCGCCUGCACUACUCGAACUGCAAAUCGUACAAUGCCGAUUUCGAUGGUGACGAAAUGAACGCCCAUUUACCCCAGAAUGAGGUGGCACGGGCUGAAGCGUGCGGUCUAGUGGCUGUACCGUAUCAUUAUCUCGUCCCAAAGGACGGUACACCACUGGGCGGUUUGAUUCAGGAUCACAUCGUGUCGGCUGUGAAGCUUUUUAUUCGCGGCAAAUUUUUCAAUCGUGAGGAUUAUCAGCAGCUGGUGUUUCAAGCGCUAAGCAACAAGAAAGGAAAUAUCGAACUGCUGCCCCCAUCGAUCCUGAAACCGGUGCAUCUGUGGUCCGGAAAGCAAAUCAUUUCAACCAUCAUCAAGAACAGUACACCGAAGGGAAUGCCCUACAUCAAUAUGAUUGGAAAAUCGAAGCUUACCAGCAAGCAUUGGCGAGUACUGCCCGCACGUGACUGGCAGUACGGCGGUACACCGCUCGAGGAAAACGAACUCUCCGAAUCGGAAGUGUUCAUCCGGCAGGGUGAACUGCUGUGCGGUAUACUUGACAAAAAUCAUUUUGGCGCUACACCGUACGGUUUAAUUCACUGCAUGUACGAACUGUAUGGUGGCGUUUGUUCCACCACGCUGCUUUCAUCGCUGUCACGACUCUUCACUUACUACCUUCAGUGGGAGGGAUUCACUCUCGGUGUGCGGGACAUUUUGGUGCGUGCGAAGGCGGAUAGAAAGCGUACGAAAAUUAUACGCGAAUGUCGCAAACACGCAGGACACGAAGCGGCCGCCGCUGCGCUCGAGCUACCGCCAACCGUUUCGCGCGAAGUGCUUGCCAAACGCAUGCAGGAAGCGUACGCGAAGAAUCCAAAAUUUCGUUCCAUACUCGAUCGCAAGUACAAAACAGCGCUCGAUACGUACACAAAUCAGAUUAAUAAUGCGUGCCUUCCGGAAGGUUUGAUCAGCAAGUUUCCGGAGAACAAUCUGCAGCUUAUGGUACAGUCCGGUGCAAAGGGUUCGACCGUUAACACGAUGCAAAUCUCCUGCCUGCUCGGACAGAUCGAGCUGGAAGGAAAGCGUCCACCGCUUAUGCUGUCGGGGCGUUCUUUGCCGAGCUUUGCUGAGUUUGAAACCUCGCCCAAGUCGGGUGGAUUUAUCGAUGGGCGCUUUAUGACCGGCAUACAGCCGCAGGAUUUUUUCUUCCACUGUAUGGCAGGUCGCGAAGGUUUGAUCGAUACGGCCGUCAAGACUAGCCGUUCGGGUUAUUUGCAGCGCUGUUUGGUGAAGCAUCUGGAGGGACUUUCGGUGCACUACGAUAUGACGGUCCGGGAUAGCGAUGGAAGUGUGAUACAGUUCAUGUACGGUGAGGACGGUAUGGAUAUUGGCAAAACGCAGUUCAUCGCGAAUGAAAAGCAAACCCGCUUUCUCGACAUGAAUCGUGACGCGAUCGUCCGGCCCGAUGUGCUGAAACGCUUGAAAACGGUAAACGAUGAGGAUCCGCUUAACGAGGCGUUAAAAAAGCACGUUAAGAAAUUGAAACGCUGGAACAAACAGAACGGUGACAGCAAUCCGACGGUGCAGAAAUGUCGCUCUUCCCCUUUUGCGCUAUUUUCAGCCGAAAACGCGGAAGCAGUCCGGGCCGAACUAGCGAAUGCGGAUCAGGUGAAAAAAUCUGGCCGCACAAAGCUGACGGCAAAGUUGCUGAAACAGUGGAAAAAGCUCGAUCCGGCAGCAAAGCGUGAGUACGCGAAACGAACGGCCCAUUGUCCCGAUCCCGUGGCGGCUGUGUUUACUCCCGAUGCACACUUUGGUGUGCUGUCAGAAAAGCUCGACGCUUUGAUGCGUAAGUACAAGCGCACGCAAAACCCGAUCCACAACAUCGAGGAGUUACUGCAGGUAAAGGGAGGCGAAUCGUUGGCUGCCCCAGGCGAACCGGUCGGUGUGUUGGCGGCUCAGUCGAUCGGUGAACCGUCGACACAGAUGACACUGAAUACGUUCCACUUUGCCGGUCGCGGUGAAAUGAACGUAACGCUCGGUAUUCCGCGUUUGCGUGAAAUUCUAAUGUACGGAUCGUCAAACAUUAAGACACCGACGAUGGAAAUACCGUUUCUACCGCACCGCAAGCCGGAACGGUUGAAAGCGGUUGCGGAAAAGCUGCGCAAAUCACUGAAUCGCGUUACGGUGGCCGAUGUGCUGGAGAAUAUUAAUGUCAAGUCGAAAUUGGCAGUAAAUCCUAUGCGCGUUAUGAUUUAUACGAUUCGUUUUAACUUCCUUCCGCCGGACGCGUACGAUCAGGACUAUUGCGUUACACCGGCGACAAUCAUACGUCAUAUGUCGCGUAAAUUCUUCCGCGCGAUGUUUAGCGCGAUUAAAAAAGCGGAAAAAGUGAAGAAUGAUUUAAUCGAAAUUGAGGCUGAUGCAGGCAAGUCCCGCAAAGGAAAAUAUGAUAAAAAUGUGGAGGACGAAGCACUAGAUGCGAAAGAACCAUCCAAACAUGAUAAGCAAGAUAAAGGUGUUUACUCUGACAGUGACAGCGACUCGGAUGAUGGUUCACCUGGUGCGGAUGCCGACGCAUCGGAGGCGAAAAUUAAGGGCAAAAAAACCGACGACCAUGGUUACGAUGAUGAAAAGGAUGAGAACAGCUCCAAUUCCGGUACCAGUGACGAGGAGGAGGAAGGCGACGAAACAAAGGAUGGGAAUUCGUCAGUCAACCAACAAGACAUGGAUCAGUCUACGUCAAGAGCAUCGCAAGGGGUUGACGAAGCGCUCAUUGAAGAUUAUGAGAAGGAGCAGGAGAAAAUGGAACAAGAGCUGGAACAGAUGGGAUCCAGCAACGGAAAUGUCAAUGAGCUGGAAGAGGCAACGUAUUUGAAGCAGCUGGACGAUAAACAAGUUAACAUGUACCAGAUCGAUCGCGUUAAUUAUCGCUGGUGUCAGGUCGUACUGCAUAUGCCCUUAAAGCUAAAGGAAAUCGAUUUCAUUAAGCUGUUUCGCGAGGUGGCCGACAAAUCCGUCAUAUGGGAGGUACCGCAAAUCAAGCGUGCCAUCACGUACAUGCAGAACGAUCAGCUGUACUUGAAAACCGAAGGCACAAACAUGUCCGCAAUGACGGCACACGCCAAGGUGCUAGAUCUGAAUCGGCUCUACACCAACGACAUUAACGCGAUGGCAAGGCGGUACGGCAUUGAAGCAGCUGCGCGCGUGGCAGUGAAGGAAAUACAGAACGUGUUCGGCGUGUACGGUAUUACGGUCGAUCCCCGGCAUUUGCUGCUGGUGGUCGAUUAUAUGACUGCGGGCGGUAAGUUCCAGGCAAUGAACCGUGGGGCGAUGGAUUAUUCCGCCUCGCCGUUGCAACAAAUUUCGUUUGAAUCGUCACUCAAAUACCUCAAGGAUGCGUUGACGAAGGGAAAGAAUGAUCCUUUGGAAUCGCCCUCUUCAAGGUUGAUCGUGGGCCAACCGUGUAAGGUUGGUACGGGUGCAUUUACGUUGUAUUCGUCCGCACUGCAGGAUUAUAUCGACACGAAAAAGGCUUAA